AUGAAUCUGAGAUUAGAACUAACCAAAUUUUUAAACUUAUGUUUUGUCUUUGCUUCUGCAUAUAUGUUUUGGGAAACACUUUCGUUAGUAACAAAUACACAUUCUCCGAUAGUAGUAGUUUUAUCUGGUUCGAUGGAACCCGCAUUCCAAAGAGGCGAUAUCUUAUUUCUUUGGAAUAGAAAUGAAAGAGUUAGCGUCGGUGACAUAGUUGUGUAUGAAGUUGAUGGCAAAAGUAUUCCAAUUGUCCAUAGAGUUUUAAGAGAACAUCACAGCCAAGCAGAUGAGUCUAAGCAACUUCUUUUAACAAAAGGUGAUAAUAACGCAGGUAACGAUAUUCCUCUAUAUGCAAACAAGAAGAUUUAUUUGACAAGAAAUAGAGAUAUAGUUGGAACUGUGAAGGGUUACUUCCCCCAAUUGGGCUAUAUUACAAUCUGGGUCUCUGAAAACAAAUAUGCUAAAUUUGCACUACUUGGCUUCUUAGCAUUAAGCUCUUUGGUAAAUGGAGAAUAG
Arxiozyma heterogenica is the source of this 510-nucleotide messenger RNA. It is a transcript of the gene SEC11, whose product is annotated as signal peptidase complex catalytic subunit SEC11. The record is from RefSeq and is a predicted model, not a curated record. Gene Ontology annotation, molecular function: serine-type endopeptidase activity. Gene Ontology annotation, cellular component: signal peptidase complex; membrane. Bases 1 to 510 code for a protein of 169 amino acids. NCBI's taxonomy places the organism in Eukaryota, Fungi, Ascomycota, Saccharomycetes, Saccharomycetales, Saccharomycetaceae. The transcript has a single exon.